AUGCUUAGUGGUGAUCUGAUUACCCUUUGUUCUCGCCCAAUUGAUGGUCCAGCUAUACCAAUUCAAUCUUCUUUAUAUGAGAGCAGCAUGUCAAUUUCCUGUUCUGGCCAAAAAUUUAGCCGCACAAAUAUGGAUAAACCACCCCAGGAACGUCAGCAUCUAGAUACAAACCUAAAUGAAUCUAUUGACUAUCCUAUAAAUAUAUAUGAUGAACAUACUAAAAAUGAUCUCAGCAGCUCUGGGUCAUCCUUUACUCGUCUUGUCAUCCCAUCUUCUUCUUCUAGGAGCUUUGUCUUUUCUAAUAAUGACUCCAAGCCUGGCUCUUUUCAAACAAUUAAUGGAGAGAUGGACUACAAAGUAAGGACUUCUGGAAAAAUUCUAAAAGAAGACGCAGAGGAUGAGGAUGAUGCUUCUAUGUGCUUUGGUCAAAAUCAGCGCACCGGGGAAAUUGGAGAAUUCCCCGCCAAUCUAGUUUAUGUAAUUCCUUCGCUGGAGAGGCCUACAACGAAUCUUCUUAAGCUGUUUAAAAGCCGAAACCUAUCUACACUCCCCGCUGGUUUCCGCAUUCCUCCCAUUUUGCAAGGAGUGUUGAUCCAAGGCUGCGGUUUAAUCGGCAAUCCUCUCCCUUCCGGUCAUAUCAGAGUCCCCUCUUGCUCCGAAUGA
Protopolystoma xenopodis is the source of this 663-nucleotide messenger RNA. NCBI's taxonomy places the organism in Eukaryota, Metazoa, Platyhelminthes, Monogenea, Polystomatidea, Polystomatidae. The record is from the annotation of a GenBank genome assembly.